ACUGGCCUGCUGGGCCCGUGGGAGGGGGCCGUCAGGGGAAGGCCCUUCUCGUUUGUCUGGGGAAUGGAACUUCCGCUUUGGACUGAGAGCAGCAGGCUCCUGGCUCCCGGUCCCACUGCUGCUGAGCCCAGCGACAUCCCAGGACGUCAGGUUCCCAGGAAGCAGCGGAGGCAGUGUGGCAAUGAAGACCCUGAGGGGCAGCGUCCCGGCGCUGCUGCCGCUGCUGCUCCUGAACCUGCUUCAUGUCUCCCAGGCCCAGAUCUUCUGCAUGCCUGGCAUCCCGGGUAUCCCAGGGAUACCGGGCCCUGAUGGCAUACCUGGGACCCCGGGGAUCAAGGGAGAGAAAGGGUUGCCAGGGCAAGUAAGAGACCACGAUGAGGUUGGAGAGAAGGGAGAUCCAGGGAUUCCUGGGAUUCCAGGAAAAGUCGGCCCCAAGGGCCCCAUCGGCCCCAAAGGUACCCCAGGGCCUCCUGGAGCCCGUGGCCCCAAGGGCGAGUCCGGAGACUACAAGGCCACACAGAAAAUCGCCUUCUCUGCCAAGCGUACCAUCAACACCCACCUGCGGCCGGACCAGGCCAUCCGCUUUGAUCAGGUGAUCACCAACGCCAAUGAGAACUACGAGUCUCGAAGUGGCAAGUUCACGUGCAAGGUGCCCGGCCUUUAUUACUUCACCUACCAUGCCAGCUCUCGAGGGAACCUGUGCGUGAACCUCAUGCGUGGCCGAGAGCAGGUGCGGAAGGUGGUCACCUUCUGCGACCAGGUCCAGAACACCUUCCAGGUCACCACGGGCAGCAUUGUGCUCAAGCUAGAGGUGGAGGAGACCGUCUUCCUGCAGGCCACCGAGAAGAGCUCCCUGCUGGGCAUCGACGGCGCCAACACCAUCUUCUCUGGGUUCCUGCUCUUCCCAGAUGUAGAGGCGUGACCUGUGGGGCUGAUUCACUCCCUCCCCCGCCAGCCGUGCUCACUUUACCCCCAACAGGACCCCCCUCCCCCAGGCAAAGCACACAGUAGGGCUCCAUGGAUAUUGCUGAAUGAACAAGUAAAUAAACUUUUCAAGGCCAAGA
Messenger RNA from Phacochoerus africanus (Common warthog), 1064 nucleotides. RefSeq names its product complement C1q B chain (gene C1QB). Gene Ontology annotation, molecular function: protein binding. The record is from RefSeq and is a predicted model, not a curated record. Lineage: Eukaryota; Metazoa; Chordata; Mammalia; Artiodactyla; Suidae. The coding region runs from base 182 to 922 and encodes 246 amino acids. The transcript is spliced from 3 exons.